CAUCAUGCCUCUGGAUGGAGAUGGGGAUGGAGAUAAGAGGAAGAUCUUCAUUUCGACCACUGCAGCAAACUACUUCGGGCUGUCGUCGUUCGCGAGCCUCUCCCCGCUCUCGGCGAGCCCCGAACUGACGAACUUCUUGGAUGAUGGCAACGAGUUUCUUCUGUGUGUGCAGCACUCGGAAGACGAGAUCAUGGUCUCCAAUAAGGUUGAAGCUGGCAAUUCAGAGGAUAAAAUGUUGGUAUUCUUCAAGCUGCGACCGGAUGUUAUCACAGAAGAUAACCUUCACAGCAAUAUUCUUGUAUCAUCUAUGUUAGAUUCUCCUGUCAAUAUGCUUUAUCAAGCAGUGCGACAGGUAUUCGCACCGGUGUUGUUGAAAGAUGAGAAAUGGAGUAGAGAUUUUGAUCCCAAACUGCAGAAUCUUUUGCGGGAGUUAGAGGCUGGUUUAGGUUCUGUUCUGAGGAGAACAGAUACCUCUUACACAGGAACUAAAUAUAGGGAAGAUGAUGUUCAAGCAAUACUUUCUCCAAAUGAUGAAAUUCAGUUUUGGAUAGAGCGUGCUCAACGUGGAAGCAAGUCAUGUAGCAAGGAGAGAGCCUUUCAUUUUAAAGAGCUAUUUGAAGCCAUUGCAUAUGAUUAUUACAAUUUGGACAGCCUAUCUUUAUUUGAAGUUGUGGAUUUAGUGGAGACUACACGGGAUACUGUUGAUGAUGUGUGGAGACAACCUGAUCAUGAACCCUUUCCACAGCCACGCAUGCAAAAUCUUUUGGAUGUCAUAGCUGGCGCUCUUGGAAGGUUUGUUCAGAAAAAGUUGGGAACUUUAAAUCUGUGGGAGGAUUCCUAUCACAUUGUGAAAGAAAAUCUGAAGGCCGGCGUCAUGAUUUGUGAACAAUGGGUAGCAGCCUGCGAUCACCUUACAGGGCAACUGUGGCAGCGCUACAGCCCACAUUUAUGGCAAGCUGAGAAGUAUGUUCCUGAAACACUAGGACAGCUUGGUAAACGCCUUGAAGAGGUGCUAACGAUUAGAACACUUCAUGAGAAACUUACAUAUUUUUUGCCAACUGGUGAACAGCAAGCACUGCACCUUGCCCAGGUGUUUGAGCCUUUUGCUGGUUUGAAUCCUGUGCACUAUAAUCCCUAUACCGAGCCUUUGUGGAAAGCUGCAGUAUGUCAAUAUGAAAGAAUUAUUGCUCCAGCAGAACAAAAGAUAGCAAGCAAAUUGAAAAUGUUUAUUUCAGAAAUUCAAGAUAGUCCACAACAGCUUCUUCAAGCAUUUCAGAAAUAUAAGGAGUUAGUACGACGCCCAAGCAUUAGCAAAGAAUUGCUUUUAGAAAGAGAAACUUUGCUGGCAAAACUUCAAGACUCAGUCAAAGAUUAUCAAGCAGACUUCGAGGCACGGUGCCAUGGAACUCCUGGUGAUGCGUCUGGGCCACUUUCAGGCAAAAAUCUCUCUGAAGUUGUGAAUAAUAUUGUUUGGGUACGCCAGUUAGAAUUGAAGGUUGAUGAUGCCAUUAAGAUCGCAGAAGCUCUCCUUUCAGACCUCUCUGGAUUUCGAAACUUUCGACGAACUGCAGAUGACCUUCUAGAACAAUUUAAAGUAUAUGAACAAGAACAAUUUGAUGACUGGUCCAGGGACAUUCAGUCGGGUUUGUCAAACCCGAAGUCUGGUCUUUGCAUACAGGCCAGCAGUCCUGUUAUGGAACUUGAUCAUUCUGAUGGAGCUUUAAAAAUACAUUAUUCAGAUCGCUUGGUGACCCUUCUAAGAGAAGUGCGUCAGCUCUCUGCACUUGGUUUUGUCAUUCCUGCCAAAAUACAGCAAGCUUCAAACACUGCACAAAAAUUCUGCAAGCAAGCAGUGAUUCUCAAACAGGUGGCACAUUUUUACAACAGUAUUGACCAGCAAAUGAUUCCAAGUCAGAAGCCAAUGAUGCUACAAUCUGCUUUAGCAUUUGAACAGAUAAUUAAACAUUCAAAAGCAGAGGGACAAAUAACAUGGGACAAUCCUAAGGAGCUAGAAGCAUAUAUCAAGAAGCUCCAAAGUGCAGCUGAACGGCUUGCCACAGAAAAUAGAAAGUUAAGAAAAUGGCACACUAAUUUUACAGAAAAGGUUGUUGGUCUGAUGAACAUCGAUCUACUUCGGCAACAGCAGCGCUGGAAAGAUGGCUUGCAAGAACUCCGAGGCGUUUUUUCCAGCCUUGAGUCACAGGGUUUCCUUUCACAAGACAUGAAAGCAUGGAGGCAACACUGGAACCAUCAACUUUAUAAAGCUCUGGAGCAUCAGUACCAAAUGGGUUUGGAGGCACUCAAUGAAAAUUUGCCUGAAAUCAACAUUGAUUUAACGUACAAACAAGGGAGAUUACAGUUUAAACCUCCUUUUGAAGAAGUACGAGCAAGAUAUUAUAGAGAAAUGAAGAGAUUCAUCUCUAUUCCUAACCAGUUUAAGGGAGUGAGUGAAACAGAUGAUGAGUGCAUUUUUUCUAUCAUGACCGAAAGAAAUGCAAGUGGAUUUCUGACCACUUUCAGUAAAGCAGAAGACUUGUUCCGAAGAUUGGCAGAAGUUGCAGAGCAAUUUAAGGAGUGGGUUAUAAUUGGACAAGUAGAUAUGGAAGCUCUGGUGGAGAAUCAUCUUCUCAAUGAACAGGACUGGGAAAAGAAUUUCAAAGCUCUAAAAGUGAAAGGAAAAGAAGUAGAGCGCCUCCCAAGCACUGUGAAAGUAGAUUGCAUAAUAGUGAAUUGCAACCCUGUGAAGUCCGUGGUUGAUGAUCUAAUCCAGAAGUUGUAUGAUAGUCUUGUGAUGUCUUUGAGGAAGUCCAUUCAAGCUCAUCUACAUGAUAUUUCUUCAUUUCUCGAUGAUGGCAUGAAAACCUUAAUGGCAAGACCCCAAACUGUGGAUGAAAUAACAGAAGAUAAUUUGAAAUAUAAAAGCCUAAAAGAAAAAAAAGAAGAGACCUUCCUCCUCUUUCAAGAAGCUGAAGGGAAAAACAAGCUUUUGCGAACUGUGGCUGGUGGGGGCAAUGAAACAAUCGGCAACCUGAGAGCUAAGUGGGAUAAAUUUGAAUUAAUGAUUGAAAGUCAUCAGCUUAUGAUUAAAGAACAGAUUGAAGUGAUGAAAGGUAACGUGAUGUCACGUGUUAAUACAUACUUCCAAGAACUGGAGAAGUUUAAAGCUCGCUGGGACCAGUUAAAACCCACUGAUGAUAUCAUUGAAACAGGCCAUCAUGAUUUGCUACAGAAAAGUGCUGAGACUAUAAAGGAAAAGAAGAUUGAAUUUGAUGAACUUGAGGUCACAAAACAAAAACUAAUUAAUGACUGCUGUCACUUUGAAUUAGAAGAGCCUGAUUUCUCCUUAGCCAAUGAAGUACGCAGAGACAUUGAAUGCUGUGCGGAGGUUUGGGCACUGUAUGAACAAUUUUAUGAAGGCUUUCAAGAAAAGGCCAAUGAAGACUGGAUUACAUUCAGGAGCAAGACCUACUUAUUUGAAGAAUUCUUGUUGAACUGGCAUGAUAAAUUGAGAAAGAUUGAGGAACACACUAUAAUGACUGUGAAGUUGCAAAAAGAGGUUGACAAAUAUAAGAUGACGCUUCCUGUCUUGAAAUAUGUUAGAGGAGAACACCUAUCAUCAGACCAUUGGCUGGACCUCUUUCGCAUUCUUGGUCUUCCUAGGGGCACUAGUCUAGAGAAUCUGGUGUUUGGAGACCUCCUAAAAGUGGCAGAUGUCAUUGUGGAAAGAGCAGCAGAACUUAAGGAUUUGAACAGUCGGGCUCAUGGUGAGGUCACAAUAAGAGAAGCCUUGCGUGAGCUUGAGCUUUGGGGAGUUGGAGCGGUCUUUACAUUAACAGAUUAUGAAGAUAGCCAGAGCCGGAUGAUCAAACUGAUUAAGGAUUGGAAAGACAUAGUCAACCAAGUUGGUGACAAUCGCUGCCUCCUCCAGUCACUAAAGGACUCUCCAUAUUACAAAGGUUUCCAAGAUAAAGUUUCUGUUUGGGAGAAGAAACUUGCUGAUUUGGAUGAGUAUCUACAGAAUUUAAACCAAAUUCAGAGGAAGUGGGUCUAUCUGGAACCCAUUUUUGGUCGUGGAGCUUUACCCAGAGAGCAAGCACGUUUCAACAGAGUCGAUGAAGAUUUUAGAUCCAUAUUGACAGACAUCAAGCAGGACAAUCGCAUAACGUCCUUGAAUGCUCGAGCAGGAAUAAGAAAUGCCUUGAUUACUAUUCUUGACCAACUUCAAAGAUGUCAAAAAUCCUUAAAUGAAUUCUUGGAGGAAAAGCGUUCAGCAUUCCCUAGAUUCUAUUUCAUUGGGGACGAUGAUCUUCUGGAAAUCUUGGGACAGUCAACUAAUCCAUUAGUUAUUCAGUCUCACCUGAAGAAGCUUUUUGCUGGAAUUCACAGUGUCAGCUUUGACGACGACUUUAAAAACAUACUUGCAAUGAAAUCUUUGGAAGGUGAAGUUGUACCUUUUAAAAAUAAAAUCCUCCUGUCCAAUGAUGUGGAGGUUUGGCUAAACAAACUGUCUUUGGAGAUGAAGGAUACAUUGAAACAAUUAUUGAUCGACUGUGUAACAACUGGGAAAAGAUCACAGGGCUCAAUUGAUCCAUCACUUUUCCCCUCACAGAUUCUUUGUUUAGCUGAACAAAUCCAAUUCACAGAAGAUGUUGAAUAUGCAAUCAAGGAGCGUAAUUUGCAGCAGAUAGAAUUAGAACUAAUGGCUAAAUUGGAACAUUAUACCAGCAUUGACACUAAUACAGAAGAUCCAGGCAAUGCAGAAACUGGAAUCCUUGAGCUGAAGCUUAAAGCCCUUAUCCUUGACGUUAUUCACAAUAUUGAUAUUGUACGACAGCUGAAUGAAGCCCAGAUCGAUAGUGUUGAUGACUGGGCCUGGAAGAAGCAACUCAGAUUUUAUCUUAAGGAUAAAAAAUGCUACAUUCAAAUGGUGGAUGCUGAACUGCAGUAUACUUAUGAAUAUCAGGGCAAUUCUCCAAAGCUUGUUUAUACACCAUUGACUGACAAGUGUUACCUCACACUUACUCAAGCUAUGAAGAUGGGCCUUGGAGGAAAUCCUUAUGGUCCAGCUGGAACUGGCAAAACUGAAUCUGUAAAGGCUCUUGGAGGAUUACUUGGAAGACAAGUUUUGGUUUUUAAUUGUGAUGAGGGCAUUGAUGUGAAAUCAAUGGGGCGAAUAUUUGUUGGCUUGGUGAAGUGUGGAGCUUGGGGCUGUUUUGAUGAGUUUAAUCGGCUGGAGGAAGCUGUACUGUCGGCUGUAUCUAUGCAAAUUCAGACAAUUCAACAUGCUUUGAAGAAACACCAACCAGUGUGUGAGUUACUUGGAAAAGAGGUUGAAAUGGAUCUCAAUUCUGGAAUUUUUAUCACCAUGAAUCCUGCUGGAAAGGGCUAUGGAGGUAGACAAAAAUUACCUGAUAAUCUCAAACAGCUUUUUAGGCCAGUUGCUAUGACUCGUCCUGAUAAUGAGCUCAUUGCAGAAGUGAUUUUAUAUUCAGAAGGUUUUAAAGAUGCUAAACCUCUGGGAAGAAAAUUAGUGGAUAUUUUUAAUUUAGCAAGGGAGCUCUUGACACCUCAGCAGCACUAUGAUUGGGGUUUGCGAGCACUGAAGACUGUUCUGAGGGGAUGUGGGAAUCUACUUCGACAGCUGAAAAAUAAUGGAAUGAAAGAGAAAGUUAAUGAAAGCCAUAUUGUAGUCCAAGCUUUGCGACUUAAUACCAUGUCAAAGCUUACAUUUGCAGAUUGUGCACGGUUUGAUGCAUUGGUUAAAGAUGUCUUUCCUGGAAUUGACUUUAAAGAUGUGGAUUAUGCUGAGCUAAGCAAUGCUUUACAAGAAGUCUUUGAGGAGGCCAAUUUGGAAAUCAUAUCUACCCAGAUCAAGAAAGUUUUGGAAUUGUAUGAACAGCUACGUCAGAGAAUGGGGGUAGUUAUUGUAGGCCCAAGCGGUGCAGGUAAAUCAACCCUCUGGCGGAUGUUAAGAGCUGCACUUGGGAAAGUUGGCAAAGUAGUAAAACAAUAUACCAUGAACCCCAAAGCUAUGCCUCGCCAUCAGUUACUAGGCCAUAUUGACAUGGACACAAGAGAGUGGUCAGAUGGUGUGCUUACAAACAGCGCUCGGCAAGUGGUACGAGAACCACCAGAUGUUACUUCAUGGAUAAUCUGUGAUGGAGACAUAGAUCCUGAAUGGAUUGAGUCUUUGAAUUCUGUCCUUGAUGACAACCGUCUACUCACUAUGCCCAGUGGAGAAAGAAUUCAGUUUGGCCCAAAUGUUAACUUUGUCUUCGAAACCCAUGACUUGAGUUGUGCUUCUCCUGCCACCAUAUCUCGAAUGGGAAUGAUCUUCUUAAGUGAUGAAGAUACUGAUCUUAAUUCGCUAAUAAAAUCUUGGUUACGAAGCCAACCUGAAGAAUGUAGGCAAAAACUUGAAAACUGGAUUGGAGAUUAUUUUGAAAAAGCUUUGAACUGGGUCCUAAAACAGAAUGAUUAUGUGAUAGAAACAAGUUUGGUUGGAACAGUGAUGAACGGGUUGUCUCAUCUCCAUGGGUGCACCGAACGCGGACAGUUCAUAAUUAGCCUGAUAAGAGGACUUGGUGGAAAUCUCAACAUGAAAUCACGACAGGAAUUUACAAAAGAGGUUUUUACUUGGGCACGAGAGUCUUCACCAAAUCCCAACAAACUAUUGGACACCUAUUACGAUCCAGAUACUGAACGCCUAGUAUCGUACCAGCUGAAAAAACCUGAAAACCUGACUGCUGAUGAUUUUAGCAAUGUUCAGACUCUUCCGGUUAUUCAAACACCUGAUAUGCAAAGAGGUUUAGAUUACUUUAAACCUUGGCUAGGCCUUGUUACUAAGCAGCCAUUUCUUCUUGUUGGGCCUGAAGGAUGUGGAAAAGGAAUGCUACUCCGUUAUGCCUUUUCUCAGCUUCGGUCCACUCAGAUUGCUACAGUACACUGCAGUGCACAGACUACGUCCCGGCAUCUUCUUCAAAAAUUAAGUCAGACAUGCUUGGUUAUCAGCACCAAUACUGGGCGAGUAUACAGGCCCAAAGAUUGCGAAAGGCUGGUUUUAUACCUAAAGGAUAUCAAUUUGCCCAAACCUGAUAAAUGGGGAACUAGCACACUUGUGGCUUUCCUGCAGCAGGUGCUGACAUAUCAAGGAUUUUAUGAUGAAAAUCUUGAAUGGGUUGGGUUAGAGAAUAUCCAAAUUGUGGCUUCCAUGUCUGCUGGAGGAACACUGGGAAGGCAUAAACUCACUUCUAGGUUUACUUCUGUUGUCCGCCUUUGUGCAAUUGAUUAUCCAGAAAGAGAUCAGCUGCAAACAAUUUAUAGUGCCUACUUAGAACCUGUUCUACACAAGAACCUAAGGAACCAUCCUGCUUGGGGAUCCUUAGCAAAAAUACAUCAAUUGGCAGGAUCUAUGGUUCAAGUUUAUGAGCAGAUUCGAGUGAAAUUCACAGUCGAUGACUACAGCCACUACCUCUUUACACCUUGCAUUCUUACUCAGUGGGUUCUAGGCUUGUUCAGAUAUGAUUUAACAGGAGGGGCAUCAACACACACGGUAGAUACUGUCUUAGAAAUUGUUGCUUAUGAAGCACGCCGUCUUUUCCGUGACAAAAUCGUUGGAACCAAAGAACUUCAUGUAUUUGAUAACAUUUUAAUGAAAGUCUUUCAAGGAGAUUGGGGAUCUGAUAUUUUGGAUAACAUGGCAGAUAGUUUCUAUGUAACAUGGGGAGCUCGUCACGAACUAGGAACUGUUAUGGCACCAGGACAGACACUGCCACCCCAUGGAAGGCCACUUGGCAAGCUUAAUUCAGCAGAUUUAAAAGAUGUUAUUAGAAAGGGUAUUAUUCACUAUGGACGGGAUAACCGCGAAAUAGAAAUUUUGCUUUUCUCAGAAGUCCUCGAUUAUGUAUCUAGAGUUGACAGAGUACUGAGUUUUCCUGGAGGUUCACUUCUGUUAGCAGGCCAUAGUGGAGUGGGCCGUCGAACUAUUACAUCUUUAGUUAGUCACAUGCAUGGAGCUGUUCUGAUUACGCCCAAAAUUUCCAGAGGCUAUGAAAUGAAACAAUUCAAAAAUGACCUGAAGCAUGUGAUGCAGCUUGCGGGUAUUGAAGCUCAACAUGUUGUGUUGUUGCUUGAGGAUUAUCAAUUUGUCCAGUCUACGUUUCUUGAGAUGAUCAACAGCUUAUUAUCUUCAGGUGAGGUUCCUGGAUUGUACACAAUAGAAGAACUAGAGCCACUCUUGUCCCCUCUGAAAGAUCAAGCAUCACAAGAUGGAUUUACAGGACCAGUUUUCAACUAUUUUACUUACAGAAUCCAACAGAAUCUUCAUGUUGUGUUGAUUAUGGAUUCUACUAACCUGAAUUUCACAAUAAAUUGUGAAAGUAAUCCUGCGCUUCAUAAGAAAUGCCAAGUGCUAUGGAUGGAAAGUUGGUCUGAAAGCAGUAUGAAAAAGAUACCUGAAAUGUUAUUUAUUGAAUCAGAUGAGAAAGAAAAAGCAUCUAAAACACCAAAAGAACGCAAAAAGAAGAAUUCUGGUGAUUCUGAGUUCUUAAACUCAUUUUUGAUGAUCCAUGAGUCAUGUAAACCCCAUGGAGCUACACCCAGAAGAUACAUGACUUUCCUCCAUAUGUAUCGUGCCAUCCAUAAUAGCAAAAGAACAGAGUUAAUAAAAAGGCAAAGCCAUUUGCAGGCUGGAGUGGCUAAACUGAAUGAGGCAAAAGCUCUUGUUGAUGAAUUGAACAAGAAAGCUGAAGAACAAAGCAUUUUGCUCAAAAUAAAGCAAGAUGAAGCUGAUGCUGCCCUUCAGGAAAUCACUGUUUCUAUGCAGGAUGCCAGUGAGCAAAAAUCAGAAAUGGAAAAAAUAAAACAGAAAAUAGCACAAGAAGUUGUAAAAAUUGAAGAAAGAAAAACAAUAAUUGAGGAUGAACUAAAGGAAGUUCAGCCAUUGGUUAAUGAAGCUAAAUUAGCAGUUGGAAAUAUUAAACCAGAAUCUCUAUCAGAAAUCCGCUCCCUGCGUAUGCCACCUGACAUAAUUAGAGACAUUUUGGAAGGGGUCUUACGGCUGAUGGGUAUCUUUGAUACAUCGUGGGUGAGCAUGAAGAGUUUCCUUGCCAAAAGAGGUGUGAGAGAAGACAUUGCAACCUUUGAUGCUCGAAAUAUUUCAAAGGAAAUUCGUGAGAGUGUAGAAGAACUUCUAGCUAAGAAUAAAGCGUCUUUUGAGCCAAAGAGUGCAAAAAGAGCCAGUAUUGCAGCUGCACCUUUAGCGGCAUGGGUUAAAGCUAAUGUUCAGUACUCCUAUGUCCUGGAACGUAUUCAGCCUCUGGAAACUGAACAGGCAGGCCUAGAAGCUAACCUAAGGAAAACAGAAGACAGAAAAAAGAAGCUGGAAGACUUAGUUAAUUCUGUUGGUCAAAAGGUGGCAGAAUUAAAAGAUAAGUUCCAGGCCAGAACAAGUGAGGCAGCUAAGCUUGAAGCAGAAGUUGUUAAAGCACAAGACACAGUGAAAGCGGCAGAGGUAUUGAUUAAGCAGCUUGAUAGAGAGCAUAAAAGAUGGAACACACAGGUUUCAGAGAUAGCAGAUGAAUUAAGUACACUCCCAAGGAGAGCUCAACUAUCUGCUGCUUUUAUUACUUACCUUUCUGCUGCACCAGAAGAUCAAAGAAAAGCAAGUUUAGAUUCAUGGACAAAAUCAGCUAGCCUGGAAAAGUUUGAUCUUAGGCGGUUCCUGUGCACAGAGAGUGAGCAGUUGAUUUGGAAAGGUGAAGGUCUGCCCUCUGAUGAUCUCUCAAUAGAAAAUGCUCUUGUGAUAUUGCAGAGUAAAGUUUGUCCAUUUUUGAUAGACCCUUCUUCCAGAGCUACUGAAUGGUUGAAAGCACAUUUGAAAGAAUCACGCUUGGAAAUCAUCAACCAGCAGGAUGCCAACUUUAUUAAUGCUCUUGAAUUGGCUGUGCGAUUUGGGAAAACCCUCAUUAUACAGGAAAUGGAUGGAGUAGAGCCUGUGCUUUAUCCACUGCUUAGAAAGGACCUUGUUGCUCAAGGUCCACGAUAUGUGGUACAAAUAGGUGACAAAAUAAUAGACUAUAACGAGGAAUUUCACCUGUUUCUGUCAACACGAAACCCAAAUCCUUACAUCCCACCGGACGCAGCCUCUAUUGUUACGGAGGUUAACUUUACAAUAACACGAAGUGGCUUAAGAGGGCAGCUUUUAGCUUUGACUAUCCAGCAUGAAAAACCAGAUUUGGAAGAACAGAAGACAAAACUGUUGCAGCAAGAAGAAGAUAAGAAGAUACAGUUAGCAAAACUUGAAGAAUCACUUUUGGAGACCCUUGCAACUUCUCAGGGAAAUAUACUUGAAAAUAAGGAUCUGAUUGAAUCCCUGAAUCAAACUAAAGCAAGUAGUGCUCUCAUCCAAGAGUCACUUGUUGAGUUUCAUAGACUUCAGAUUUCUCUUGAUCAGGAAAGGGAUGCCUAUCUCCCUCUGGCUGAAAGUGCCAGCAAGAUGUACUUUAUUAUUUCUGACUUGUCCAAAAUUAAUAACAUGUACCGCUUUAGUUUGGCUUCUUUCCUAAGACUUUUUCAAAGGGCUCUACAAAGUGAACUGGACUUGGGAAAUACCGAGGAAAGAAUCAAGUCUCUUAUCAGCUCAUUAAAACACAUGGUGUAUGAAUAUGUCUGUCGCUGUUUGUUUAAGGCUGAUCAACUAAUGUUUGCAUUACAUUUUGUGAAAGGAAUGCAUCCUGAACUUUUUCAAGAUAAUGAAUGGGAUACAUUUACUGGCGUGAUCAUUGGAGACAUGUUAAGAAAAUCUGAUUCCCAAAAGAGCAUUCGAGACCAGAUUCCCCCUUGGAUUGAACAGGAAAGAACAUGGGCUGUAGCAACUCUCAAGAUCUCUCUCCCGGCUCUGUAUCAAACACUAUGCUUUCAAGAUGCACCACUAUGGCAGACUUUCUCAGGAAGCUCAAUGUGUGAACAAGAUUUUCCAUCCAUUAUGGCAAAUAGAAUAUCUCUUUUUCAACAGGUGCUUGUGGUCCAAGCUGUCAGGCCAGAUAGGCUACAGAGUGCGAUGGCCCUUUUUGCAUGUAAAGCUCUGGGGAUUAAAGAGUUGUCACCACCACCGUUAAAUCUUAAACGUCUGUACAAAGAAACAUUAGAAAUUGAACCCAUCUUGAUUAUUAUUUCUCCUGGUGCUGAUCCUUCUCAGGAAUUACAAGAACUUGCAAGUGUUGAAAGAAAUGGGGAAUGCUACCACCAGGUUGCAAUGGGCCAGGGCCAAGCUGAUCUAGCUAUUCAGACUGUAAAAGAAUGUGCACGGAAUGGAGAAUGGCUCUGUUUGAAAAAUUUGCAUCUUGUCGUGUCAUGGCUUCCGGUAUUGGAAAAGGAACUGAAUAAUCUGCAGCCCCAGCCCGGUUUUCGUCUUUGGCUAACUGCUGAAGUCCAUCCAAAGUUUUCUCCCAUUUUGCUCCAGUCAAGUUUGAAGAUAACGUAUGAGGCACCUCCAGGACUAAAAAAGAACUUAAUGCGAACAUAUGAAUCUUGGAUGCCAGAGCAAAUUAGCAAAAAGGGUAAUUUAUCUCGAGCCCAUGCUCUCUUUAGCCUGGCUUGGUUUCACGCUGCAUGUCAAGAAAGAAGGAAUUAUAUUCCUCAGGGCUGGACAAAAUUUUAUGAAUUUUCUUUAUCUGAUCUUCGUGCAGGAUAUGAUAUUAUUGACAGACUCUUUGAUGGUGCAAAAGUCUUUCAGUGGGAAUUUGUGCAUGGUUUAUUGGAAAAUGCUAUAUAUGGAGGCCGUAUAGAUAAUUACUUUGAUAUGAGAGUCCUUCGUUCCUACCUAGAACAGUUUUUUAAUUCUAGAGUCAUUGCUGACUCAAAUUUCCGGGGCAAGAAGAUGAGCAGAUUUCCAUAUUCCAUCUCUCUACCUAGCUCCUGCAAUAUAUUGGAUUACCGCCAUGUUAUUGAAAGCCUUCCAGAAGAUGAUAAGCCUGAUUUCUUUGGCCUGCCUGCCAACAUUGCACGCUCAUCUCAACGAAUGAUCAGUUCUUUAGUAAUUUCACAGCUUCGGAUCUUGAGCAGGUCUGUAACUGCUGGCUGCAAAUUUGACAGAGAAAUCUGGUCUAAUGAGCUUUCCCCAGUCCUCAACCUAUGGAAGAAGCUUAAUCAGAAUUCCAAUCUGAUUCAUCAGAAGGUGUCUCCUCCUUCUGAGCGCCAAGGCUCCCCAAUCCUUUCAUUCAUUAUUCUUGAACAGUUCAAUGCUAUUCGCUUAGUUCAGAGCAUUCAUCAGUCUCUUGCUGCUCUCAGUAAAGUCAUCAGGGGAACCUCGCUGUUGAGCUCAGAAGUACAAAAACUAGCAAGUGCUUUAUUAAACCAGAAGUGCCCUUUAACAUGGCAAAGCAAAUGGGAAGGCCCGGAAGAUCCUUUACAAUAUCUCAGAGCGGUUGUAGCGCGAGCACAUGCUAUCCAGAAUUGGGUAAGCAAAGCAGAAAAGCAGACCUUGCUCUCAGAUACUCUCGACCUUGCAGAACUCUUCCACCCAGACACAUUUCUAAAUGCCCUACGACAGGAAACUGCAAGGGUGAUGUGCUCUUCAGUGGACAGCCUAAAAUUUACAGCAUCCUGGAAGGGUCAAAUAAGAGAAGCAAAGCUCCAGGUUCAGAUCAGUGGCCUUCAACUGGAAGGCUGUAGUUUUGAUGGAAAUCGACUUUCAGAAAACCAGCACGACUCUCCCAGUGUGUCAUCUGUGCUCCCUUGUUACAUGGCCUGGAUUCCACAGAACGCUUAUGGGCCCUAUUCCCCUGAGGAGUGCAUCUCUUUGCCAGUUUACACCAGUGCAGAGAGGGAUUGUGUGGUGACAAACAUUGAUGUUCCAUGUGGAGGCAAUCAAGAUCAGUGGAUCCAGUGUGGAGCUGCUUUGUUUUUGAAAAAUCAGUAAGAGGAAAGUAUGCUAUGAAUGCUCUUGCAGCUAGAUCUGAACUGUACUAUUUAAGAAGAGCUCUCUGUAUGUGCAAUUUAAAACUAAAAUGUGAGGUGUCCACAGAUUUUAUAAAUAGCUGUAUUUAAGAAGUGAUCACGCCGCCCACUGGUGGGUUGACAGCAGAACUAAGGUUUGAUCACAUAUUUUUUUAUAGCCAGUGGACAUAUUACACUUUGGGCACAAUCCACAUUCUGCUGCUCUAGCUGAAUUGAAAUUAAAAGAAGCUGAAGAAGAACAGUACUGCCCUUGUACAGCUCCCAUCCAUUUCUCUAGAGCCUGAACUUCUCUGUGGAUUGUACCCCUUAUCCAUAAUCGAUUAAAUUCUUGUCCUCUACAAUCUCUAUUCAUGUUGUGUAUCCUCUGUUAAAAUGAGUAGAGGUUGCACACGCCACUAGCACUUCAUGGAUUCCUCCCCAUGACUUUAUUAAUGUAUGAUCAAUCCUUUAUGUAUGUGGUUUACUAAACAUUGUCCAGACAACGGUACAAUUCCUCAAGAUUGUAGCACUCUGUAUUUCCAGGUGUGUGCUAUUGUAAUCCUUGAUCUUCGCUGUGUUUUUGAGUUUCUUUUGACCUCUUUAUUUUUUCAUCUGGUGUAUUUUCAUUCUGCUAUAAGCUGUCUUAUUUUUUUAAGAGCAUAAUUGUUUUUACAAGUGUAAGAGACAAGCUGCUGUUGUUAAGUAUCAAAUUUUCUUGAGGUACAAAGUUUAAAAAGGAUGUUUAUACUGAAAUCUAUUUACUGAAAUAUAUACUGAAUUAUAUUUAUUA
This is a messenger RNA of Elgaria multicarinata webbii, 13726 nucleotides long. RefSeq names its product dynein cytoplasmic 2 heavy chain 1 (gene DYNC2H1). Bases 5 to 12919 code for a protein of 4304 amino acids. Lineage: Eukaryota; Metazoa; Chordata; Lepidosauria; Squamata; Anguidae. The transcript has 89 exons. Gene Ontology annotation, cellular component: dynein complex. Gene Ontology annotation, molecular function: dynein intermediate chain binding; ATP binding; ATP hydrolysis activity. Gene Ontology annotation, biological process: microtubule-based movement. The record is from RefSeq and is a predicted model, not a curated record.